Messenger RNA from Cylicocyclus nassatus, 294 nucleotides. NCBI's taxonomy places the organism in Eukaryota, Metazoa, Nematoda, Chromadorea, Rhabditida, Strongylidae. The record is from the annotation of a GenBank genome assembly.
AUGGCCAAAUUCCAAGAAAUUGAGAAAAACAACGAAUGGCAGGCGUAUCUGCCAUAUGGGAUUCACAUACAGUUCCAAGUCUCAAAGGAUUAUCGAGAUUAUCUUGAGGCGGCGCAAGAGCUCAAGAGAAUAUUCGACAAGAAGGUAGAUGCGAAGGUGAAAAAUGCAUUGGCGAACAAAAAGUACAAACCCAAAACUCUUGGUGUUGGAUGUGGUGCACACUUGAAAACCAAGCUUCCGACUUGCUACAUGUAUCUCGGCAUCAAAGCCGACACUUGUUCUAUUAAAAUAUAG